This is a messenger RNA of Hydractinia symbiolongicarpus, 501 nucleotides long. RefSeq lists its product as uncharacterized. The transcript has a single exon. Gene Ontology annotation, biological process: DNA integration. Bases 1 to 501 code for a protein of 166 amino acids. Gene Ontology annotation, molecular function: nucleic acid binding. The record is from RefSeq and is a predicted model, not a curated record. Lineage: Eukaryota; Metazoa; Cnidaria; Hydrozoa; Anthoathecata; Hydractiniidae.
AUGCCUAAUGAAAUGCACCAAUUCGACUUACUCUACAUGCCACACGAGAAAGUGUAUGGAAACACGUACAAGUAUAUACUUACAGGCAUCGACGUGGCUUCGAGGUAUAAGGUAGCGAGACCCUUGAGAACGAAAAAAGCUAGUGAAGUCGCUGACAUGCUCACUGAUAUUUACAAAGCCGGACCCCUCAAAUAUCCGAGUAUAUUCCAGUGUGACAACGGCAGUGAGUUCAAGUCGGACGUGAGUAAGCUGCUAGAGACCAAGGGUGUCGAGAUAAAACGUGCAACCAACAAAUACCACCAUACUUUCACGGCGUUCGUGGAGUCCUAUAACAAGGCGCUCGCCGAGAGGCUCUUCAAACCCCAAGAUGCGCAAGAGUUGGUCAUUGAUGAACAGAGUAGUACAUGGGUUAAACGUUUGUGUACUAUCGUCAAGGGGUUGAACAACACCAAGACCGCGAUGACCGACAUGAAACCUUCAAAAGCCAUCAAGCUGUAUUAA